AAAAAGAUUGACCGUUCCUAAAGUGAAACCGGACGGUUUAGACUAUUUUAUAGGUAUAUAAUGUUUUUUUCCCAUACAACGCUAUAAGUUAUUAAACACGUUAAAAUAGUUAUUACGCAUAUUUAGUGUGUGUAUGUAUCUGAUUUGUGGUUCAUUUGCGUUUUUGUUUGAUCGUUUCGGUUGUUUGAAAUCGGAUUUGUCGUCGUGCCCCCCCCUCCUGUUUCGGUGAAAUGGUAGGUCUUAGUGGUAAGCCACGCCCACCCGUGGCGGGUGAUUCUGUGCUUGAGAAUGGACGCGUUAUUGUGGAGGUGUGCGCGUGGGGCAGAGGCGUAAUGGCGAGGAAACGAAGCAGAAAUAACACAAGAUAUAAGACUAAUAACCGGUCGAUAAAGUGAUGAGAGCGUAUUUGAAGGUCUAUUUUCGGAGACUCAUGGAGUUACGCAACGCGACGCGGAGGCAGUCGGUGUUGAGGAGCGGGAGGCGAGGCUGCAGGAGAUCCGCCAGCGCGACGGAGCAGGACGCGGGGAAAGUGCUGAGGUCGCUGCUGCUGCACGGGAACGAGACCGGUGACGCGACCGCUGAAGAGGCCUGCUUCGGCCCGGCCGCGUCAAUGCGGACGGGCCUCAACCGUGCCGGCGUGGUCAUAGCACCUCGUUACAGCCUGCUCCGCGAGGUCGGCCGCGGAAGCUACGGCGUCGUCUACGAGGCCGUGGCGCGGAGAUCCGGCGCCCGCGUGGCCGUCAAGAAGCUCCGUUGCGACGCGCCAGAGAAGGUCGAGCUGGCCCUGGCCGAGUUCUGGGCCCUGGCGUGCUUGGAGAAGAAGCACGAGAACGUCAUCCAGCUGGAGGAGUGCGUCCUGGAGAGGAACGGCAUGGCGCAGAAGAUGAGCCACGGAAACAAGAGAUCCAAGCAGUAUUUACGACUCGUGGAAACUUCAUUGAAAGGCGAGCGUAUCCCCGGUUAUCCCGAGGAACCGUGCUACCUCUGGUUUGUAAUGGAGUUCUGCGAAGGUGGCGAUCUUAACCAGUACAUCCUGUCACGACGGCCCAACCCGCAAACCAACAGGAGCUUCAUGAAGCAGCUGACCAGCGCCGUGGCCUUCCUGCACAAGAACAACAUCGUCCACCGCGACCUCAAACCCGACAACAUCCUGAUCUCGCAUAAGUACGGCUCGCCCGUCAUCAAGGUGGCCGACUUCGGUCUGAGUAAGGUGUGCGCGGGCCUCGGGUGCGUGGAGCGCGGGUCCGAGGGACACGUCGAAAAAAACGUCAACGUCAACAAGUUCUGGCUGUCGUCGGCAUGCGGGUCAGACUUCUACAUGGCGCCCGAGGUAUGGGAGGGCCACUACACGGCCAAGGCAGACAUAUUCGCACUCGGCAUCAUCAUUUGGGCUAUGCUCGAGCGGAUCACGUUUAUCGAUGGCGAGUCGAAGCGUGAGCUCUUGGGCACGUACAUCCGUCAAGGCACCGAGAUCAUGCCAGUGGGCGAGGCCCUGCUUGAGAACCCCAGGAUGGUCCUGCAUAUCCCACAGAAGCCACGUAGCUCAAUGUCCAACGCCAUCCAAAGGCUCCUGUAUGACAUGUUGGCUGUUAACCCGGAGGACCGACCAGACGCUUUUCAGCUCGAGCACAGGGCGGAACAAGUCACAUGUGCCACAUGAACCAGACCAGUCGAAUUCCAAGCUGAAUUUCAGCGUGUCAAAUACUUGCAAUUCGUGCCGGAUCCCCACAAUGUCAAAACGGCGACAUUCGAGUUGGAUCUUUGAGAAGAGGUCGAAGUCAGCAGCAGCCAAAUCUGGCGAGUAGGGUGGGUGAAACAGUGAGAUCAUGUUUGUUACGUGAGAGGAGAGCUUGGUAACAGGGUAUCCCACGUGAUUAGCAUCAGCUGCACAGCUCCCGUUGCACACAGGAUGAUGUCUUUUGGCACACUGACUUAUUAAGUUCGGUGCUCCCUGUGACUGUGCGUGCAGCCUUGUGCUGCCAUCUGUUGGCGUGUUACAAAACAAGUCUCCAAACUUUUUGAUACCAACUCGUUUGUCACUAUUUGUCUGUCGGAUGUUGAAAAACUAAGCAAAGCACUGAACUGUAUGGUGCUGAGAAUUUCUGCAUGGCUUUUAGCCUUGUACACACUUUAGUGAUACUUGACCACUUUUUAAAAAAGGUGUGCUACACCACAUCGUUCCUGUAAGGUUAGCCAUCCUGCACAGGCCGAGGGCAUGACUGGGACUUGAGUCAGAUUUCUACAGACCAGCGUUAAUCUUUGCUAGACUGCACACGUCUGCCCGAGAUUUUUCCACUUGACAUCCUUUUGACAUGUGCGUCUUUUAUGCUUUCGCCUAUUCCGGAAUUUCUGGUGCCGCCCUCCUUUGUGUAUCGUCUUAAUUAAUUUCAGAAUGCUGAUGGCUGCAGGGGCAGAGUGUUUUUGCCAGGAUUCGCCCAGCUCCAUUGAACGUUGUUGACAUUUUUCACGUGUGAUCAGAUAAACUCGACCUGACACCUUUUGUACAGAAGAACAGACUCCCACAUGAUUUUUCACUUUACAUCCCUGAGAUCUAGAUUAGCAUUACUAGCCUGUAUGAGACACGGCGGGAAAAAAAAAUGGAUGGUGUAAGGUUAUUACCCAAGCAUGCAGGACAGACAGACUUAUACCCUUCACACAGUGACUGUCAGCACACAGUGCUCCUUUAUCACAAGGAUGAAGUCAUGAUAUCUCGAGUAUCAAGAAAAACCUGCGGAAAAAUACGAGGUCCUGGGGGACUCAUUGAUCCAGCAAACAUGCUGCUAUUUACUAGUUAGCUUCAAAAUGUAUGUUUCUUGAACUUUGUGAAUGCUUGCUAGCCAAAAAGUUGCACGUUUGUCAUCAGUAGCAUGCUGAUGAAAAUAGUUCGCUGGACAGUGUGUUUACGCAGCUACGUUCACUCGCACCCUGGUAUAUAGGGCAUUUAUAUAUUUGCCCUACUCCCCCGUCUUCAUGCCCCUCAGUACUAAGAUGGAUUCGACCAUCAGCCAAAACAAAGCUGUCUGUUCACACAGGGAGGGGUCCCGAGACAGGGGAUUUGAGUCUUCCCACCCUCAGAUAAUAUGACAGGGUUGUGGGUAAUUGCCCCGCCCCAUUUUCUCAAACCCGCUCCCGCUUCUCCACCACUGUGAGACGCCACUGAGCGCUCGCGCCUGGAACAUUCUGUCCUCACGCAGUCGGAUUCGUUGUGUAUAGGACACGCCACUGGCUCAAACCCCAGGCUUUAUCUGGGGCUUAUUGAGGGAUCUACAGUGACAUACUCGAUGCAGAAAACAGAUCCAUGGCCUGUGGGAGGGGUGCACUUUUAUAACAGCUUUUCUUUUAGACUUUCGUCUUCUUUGCCAAGAAUCACAGGUUGCAUAUACAAGGAAUUUGUUGUUGUGCUGGUGCUAUAAAAAAAUAAAAAUUAGGAAAAUAAAUAAUAAAGAGAAAGUUUGUGCAGGGUAUGUAAAGUGAGGCAGUGCAACAGUUCAUGUAGGUGAGAUCGGUUUAGCAGUUUAUCAUCAUAUUAUUGGUCAUAGAGGAUAUUUAGUUAUUUCAUUUAAACUUGGAGAAAGAGGGUUGGGAUAUAAAAAUUCACUCGAAAUUGUUCAUUCGUAAAUUAAUUCAUUCAUGAUGAAUAUGAUCCAUCUAUUAAUCAGGAAAUUUGUAGCAAGAAAAGAAUCGCUUAGCCUUGAUUUUUUAGAAUCUCGCCCAAUAGAAUGUAGUCGUCGGAUUAACGAGACUUCAUCAAUUAUACGAAUGAUGAUCAUGUUCAGUAACACUUGUAAUAAUAAAGUUGAAUAUCAUAGAAAAGCAUUUCGCUGUUAUACUCUGUAUGAAUAUGUAUGUGACAAAUAAAAUUUGAAUUUGAAUAUUGAAAAUUAUGCGCAUACUGAUCAGGCAGGACAAUUUUCUUUAUCCCUAUUAUUAUUAUUAUUAUUAUUAUUAUUAUUAAUUUGAGUAAAUAGUCAAAUUAAAAAGAUAUAAAAUCGAGAAAUAUAAGUUGUGCUGAAAUUGUAUGUAACAUCUCUGGUUCCUGAGAAAAAUCCCUCUUGUU
Molecule: messenger RNA, 4057 nt
Organism: Silurus meridionalis
Lineage: Eukaryota; Metazoa; Chordata; Actinopteri; Siluriformes; Siluridae
Gene: stk35
Product: serine/threonine kinase 35
Exons: 3
Coding region: 395-1660 (421 amino acids)
Biological process (GO): positive regulation of autophagy; autophagosome organization; peptidyl-serine phosphorylation
Cellular component (GO): autophagosome; cytoplasm
Molecular function (GO): ATP binding; protein serine/threonine kinase activity
Source: RefSeq, a predicted model, not a curated record